CUCAUUUUUCUGACGGGACCAUUGGCCGAAUCCUCUCAACGACCAUUUGGUUGUUGCAAUGAGCUAUCCGGCUGUGCAAGAAGCAACCCAUCACCAUUACAAUUACCAUAAAUCCUCACUAAACCCACAAAACAUGCACAGUUUGGAAGUGAAAUACCGAGCCAUAUGCAACAAUCUCUUGUCCCUGACCCAAUCAAGAUCCUUACCAAAAGGGGUGGCUUUACACGCUCUUAUAAUCAAAUUAGGCAUUCAAAUUCUCCCACUUGUUUCACACCACUUAAUCAACUUCUACUCAAAGCUCCAACGCCCACUUGAUUCCACACAAGUUUUUCACGAAGCACAUUUCAAGUCUUCCACUACUUGGAGUUCCGUUAUCUCUUCACUUGCCCAGAAUGAACAACCACUUCUUGCUUUACGGUUUUUUCGUCAAAUGUUGCGUAAUGAGGUAAUAAGGCCAGAUGAUCAUAUUCUCCCUUGUGUAACUAAAGCGUGUGGGAUUCUUUGUGAUUAUCGUAUUGGGGAAUCGGUUCAUUGCCUUGCUUUGAAAAUUGGGUUUGAGGGUGAUGUUUAUGUAGGGAGUUCGCUGGUUGAUAUGUAUGCAAAAUGCGGGAAGAUUGAGAUUGCUCGGAAAGUGUUUGAUGAUAUGCCUGAUAGAAAUGUGGUUUCUUGGAGUGGAAUGAUAUAUGGGUAUGCUCAAAUGGGUGAGGAUGAGGAAGCUUUGAGGAUUUUCAAGGUUGCAUUAGGUGAAGGUUUGGAUGUCAAUGACUUUACCUUUUCGAGUGUGAUUCGGGUGUGUGGGAAUUCCACGUUGCUUGAAUUAGGGAAGCAAAUACACGGGUUGUGCUUGAAAACUAGCUAUGAUUCAUCAAGUUUUAUUGGGAGUGCCCUCAUAUCUUUGUACUCCAAGUGUGGUCUUGUGGAAAAUGCUUAUCGUGUUUUUGAUGGGGUUCCCGUUAGAAAUUUAGGGAUGUGGAAUGCAAUGUUGAUUGCUUGUGCACAGCACGGGCAUACUAAAAAAGUAUUUGGGUUGUUUAAAGAAAUGGAAAGUGUUGGAAUGAAGCCAAAUUUCAUUACCUUUUUAUGUGUACUAUAUGCUUGUAGCCAUGCUGGGCUGAUUCAAGAAGGGAAAUUUUACUUUGAUUUAAUGAAGAAGCAUGGAGUUGAGCCAGGGAAUCAACAUUAUGCUUCCCUUGUGGACUGUCUCGGACGAGCUGGAAAAUUACAAGAGGCAGUGCAAGUUAUUGAAAAGAUGCCAAUGCAGCCAACAGAAUCUGUUUGGGGAGCUUUGUUGACUGGCUGUAGAAUCCACAGGAACACUGAAUUGGCAGCUUAUGUGGCCGACAGGGUCUUUGAGUUAGGUCCUGUUAGCUCAGGCGUACAUGUGCUACUGGCCAACGCAUAUGCUGCUGCUGGUAGAUAUCAAGAGGCUGCCAAAGCUCGGAAGAUGCUCAGAGACAGAGGUGUGAAAAAGGAAACUGGUUUGAGUUGGGUUGAGGAGGGAAAUAAAGUACACACAUUUGCUGCUGGAGAUAGGUCUCACUCAAAAUCUAAGGAGAUAUAUGAAAAGUUGGAUGAAAUAGGUGAUUACAUGGAGCAAGAAGGGUAUGUUGCAGAUACAAAUUAUGUGUUGCAACAGGUUGCUGGCCAGGAAAAGAGUGAGACUAUCAGGUAUCACAGUGAAAGACUAGCCAUUGCUUUUGCACUUAUCUCCUUUCCACCCGAAAGGCCUAUUAGAGUUAUGAAAAACUUGCGUGUAUGUGGCGAUUGUCACAAUGCAAUAAAGAUUGUUUCAAAGUGCACCAAAAGAUUAAUUAUACUGAGGGAUAACAAUCGAUUUCAUCACUUUGAGAAUGGGAAAUGCUCGUGUGGUGACUAUUGGUGACUGAACUUCUGCCCAUGCAUGUACCCCUGUAAGGAUCUGGUAAAGUUGCUGGUCUUAUGAGGAGUUUUAAGGCAGAACCUACCAAUAUUUGUUGAGGGAAGGAACAAAUUUGGUCGCCAUAUUUCCUUGGACAACCUUUUCCGCACAAAAUGAUAAUCAAGCUCGACAUACUUUGUGCAAGCAUGUAACACAGGAUUGGCAGCUGAUGUAUUGCACUAAUGUUGUCAGUAUACAACAAUGGAGGUCUGGAUAGAGAGAUACCAAUGUCCUUCAACAAGUAUGUAAUCCAGGUGUGUCUGCAGCUAGGGAAGCCAAUGAGCGAUACUCAGGAAUGCACAUUUGGACGCCAUUGUAAUGUCAAAAUUGCUGAACUAAAACAGGUAUUGGAGUCGGUUACUUCAGAACAGAAGUACCUAAGAGCACACCAUGCUCGUCAUUGUCAUAGUAAGAUUCCAUUCUUCUUCCUCAAUAGGAACUUCAUGUUCUCUUAUUAAUGAAUAUCAUUUGUAUGGUUAAUGUUUUGUUGGCAUUGGGACCAGCUAGCUUUAGAAAACCUAGCUUGCAAAGUUUGUCAUUUGGAGCAAUUAAAAAAUCUAGAAGACAUCCAUUACACGCUGCAAUACUUUUUGGGAGAAAUAACCACGUACAGAAUUAAUUCCGGUCUCACCUAUUGCGUCAUAGUGUUCUCUUAAGCAUGUUUUCAAUCAAGAUGGUAGUAUUAAUUUGAAGCUAACACCUCUUUCGGCAUUUUCAGACUAAAGAUCUCAACAGACUGAAAUAUUUGAAGUUGCUUAGUCCAGAUUAAGUAUUGUUAUUUCACAAUACAAGUAUGUCUUACACAUUCUCGAGGAGACAAGAAUAAUGAGAUGUAAACCUAUGGACACUCCUAUGGAUCCGAAUACUAAAUUCUUGCCGGAAGAGGGGAGUCGUUCAACGAUCUUGAAAGAUAUAAGCGUCUAGUUGGGAAGUUGAGUUAUCUUGCAGUGGCCAGACCUGACAUUUCAUAUCCUGUUAGUCAAUUUAUGUGAUAGUCAUUGGGUUGCAGUUGUUCACAUUGUACGAUAUAUUAAGUUAACACCCGGUAGAAGAAUAUUCGUUUAGGAUCGAGGUCAUGAGCAGGUCAUUGGAUAUACAGACGUUGAUUCGGCAGGAUCACCUUGUGAUAGACGUUCAACAUUCGGUUACUGUGGUUUAGUAGGAGGUAAUUUGAUGUCCUGAAAGAGUAAGAAACAAAGUGUGGUUCCUCAAUCUUUUACAGAAGCAAAAUAUCGAGCAAUGGUGGUAGCCACUUGUGAGCUAGUUUGGAUUAAAUAAUUGCUGAGAGAGUUAAAAUUUGGAGAAAUUAGUGAAAUGGUACUUGUGUGUGACAACUAAGCAACUUGUCAUGUCGCAUCAAAUCUAGUAAUUCUUGAGAGGACUAAGCACAUUGAGGUUGAUUGUCACUUUGUAAGAGAAGAUAUUAUUACAAAAUUUGUAAAAUCAAGAUCAACUUACAAACAUUUUCACCAAAUUCCUCAUCGUACUAAUUACGUUUAUAA
Molecule: messenger RNA, 3420 nt
Organism: Capsicum annuum
Lineage: Eukaryota; Viridiplantae; Streptophyta; Magnoliopsida; Solanales; Solanaceae
Product: putative pentatricopeptide repeat-containing protein At5g52630
Exons: 4
Coding region: 59-1882 (607 amino acids)
Biological process (GO): RNA modification
Molecular function (GO): protein binding; RNA binding; zinc ion binding
Source: RefSeq, a predicted model, not a curated record